Messenger RNA from Dothidotthia symphoricarpi CBS 119687, 1346 nucleotides. Its product is annotated as branched-chain amino acid aminotransferase II. Gene Ontology annotation, molecular function: branched-chain-amino-acid:2-oxoglutarate transaminase activity. NCBI's taxonomy places the organism in Eukaryota, Fungi, Ascomycota, Dothideomycetes, Pleosporales, Dothidotthiaceae. Bases 52 to 1308 code for a protein of 418 amino acids. The record is from RefSeq and is a predicted model, not a curated record. Gene Ontology annotation, biological process: L-valine biosynthetic process; L-leucine biosynthetic process. Gene Ontology annotation, cellular component: mitochondrion. The transcript is spliced from 4 exons.
CCUCUCCACAUCCGCGACUUGCCAUUGCUGCCUCACUGCACAUCCUACACAAUGCUCCAACAACGGUCGUCACGAUUGCUUUCUUCGCUAUCCCAUUGCACUUCGCGUUCGUUUGCAGCACCGCUCAGCGCAUCGCUGCGAUGUCGGACUCAGAGACCAUACAGCAUCCACGCUGAUGCCUCUGUUGGCACAAACGUCCGCGAUAUCGACCCCAAGAAGCUCACAAUCACCUCGACGACAACUCCAAAAGAUUUGUUGCCCCCGGCGGAGCUCAUCUUCGGGCGCAACUUCACAGACCACAUGCUCUCGCUCGAAUGGACAGCAACAGAAGGAUGGCUGCCAGCGAAGAUCACGCCCUACCAGAACCUCAGUCUCGACCCUGCCACCUGCGUCUUCCACUAUGCCUUUGAGUGCUUCGAGGGCAUGAAGGCCUACAAGGACAAGAGUGGAAACAUCAGGCUGUUCAGGCCGGACAAGAACAUGGCGCGUUUGAACAAGUCAUCGGCGCGCAUUGCAUUGCCCAACUUUGACGGAGAGGCUUUGAUCAAGCUCAUUAGCGAAUUCGUCAAGCAGGAUGCGCGCUUCAUUCCCGAUGCACGCGGCUACUCGCUCUACCUUCGCCCGACCAUGAUUGGCACUCAGCGCACGCUCGGCGUUGGUCCCCCAGCUUCCGCGCUGCUCUACGUGAUCGCCUCGCCCGUUGGCCCAUACUACCCGACAGGAUUCAAGGCUGUGUCGUUGGAGGCUACCGACUACGCCGUACGCGCAUGGCCGGGAGGUGUUGGAGACAAGAAGCUGGGAGCCAACUACGCGCCCUGCAUCAUCCCCCAGAUGCAGGCUGCGAGCCGUGGCUUCCACCAAAACUUGUGGCUGUUUGGUGAGGAGGAAUACGUAACUGAGGUUGGCACCAUGAACUUGUUCGCGGCCAUAAAGAACAAGGAGACUGGACAACCCGAGCUGCUCACCGCACCGCUUGAUGGAACGAUCCUCGAUGGCGUCACACGAGACUCCAUCCUGGAGCUUGCACGGGAACGAUUGGUGCCCAAGGGCUGGAAGGUGCUGGAACGCAAGUUCACAAUGAAGGAGAUCUCGGAUGCUAUCGAGGAGGACCGCAUGAUGGAGAUCUUUGGCUCUGGUACCGCCGCCAUUGUCAGCCCCGUGCGCAAGAUUAGCUGGAAGGGACGCCUUCUCAGUUGCGGCUUGGCGGACGACGUCGAGGCGGGUCCUAUUGCGCUGCAGAUGAAGGACUGGAUGGAGGCUAUUCAGUAUGGCGACGAGGACCACCCCUGGAGUUACAAGGUGACGUAGAAACACUCGCCGACCAGUGGCGGGGUGUCAUUCAGCCC